Plectropomus leopardus (leopard coralgrouper) is the source of this 1237-nucleotide messenger RNA. RefSeq names its product thiosulfate sulfurtransferase like domain containing 3 (gene tstd3). NCBI's taxonomy places the organism in Eukaryota, Metazoa, Chordata, Actinopteri, Perciformes, Serranidae. The record is from RefSeq and is a predicted model, not a curated record.
CGUAAGUCAUUGUUGGGUAAGCGCAAGCGCUGCUAGCGAGAGUUCCAUUAGUUGUCGUACGCAGUAGCCUACUAUUGCGUCAUUUGUAAUUUUGCGUUUAUGUUGACAAAGUGUUGAUAUAGAGUGUGUAUUAGGGCGUCGCAUAUGGCUCUUAUACGGUGUUGGAGGUUUGCGGGAGUCCUUCCGCGGCUGUUGUGGAACAGCACCGUCCUACCCGGGGCUUCCGUCCCGGGAGGACGAAGCUGUGUGUCCAGCCAUAUCAACACUCACCACGGUUGCAAAACCACAGAGCUGCUGCUCCGCAGGUUCAGUUCAGCGCCACCGAGCACAGAUGUGAGUUAUGACCAGUUGAAGCAGCUCCUGGCUGGGCGGAAAGCUGUAGUUAUAGAUGUCAGAGAGCCGUGGGAGCUCAGGGAGUACGGCUUCAUCCCCGGGUCAAUUAACGUUCCUCUGGGACAGGUGAACACCGCCCUCCAGCUGGGUCCUGAAGAGUUCAACGAAAAGUAUGGAGGUGAAAUGCCCCAGCAGACAGAUAACGUUGUGUUCACCUGUCUGGCAGGAGUCAGGAGCAAGACUGCCCUUGAUACAGCCACAUCGCUGGGAUACAAAGAUGUUCAACAUUAUCCGGGCGGAUGGCAAGACUGGGUGAAAAAUGAACAACAGAACUGAUCCAGGAAUAGCGAAACAGAAGAAAUUGUUUAAAGCUCUUACCCAAGAUCAGACUGGCAAGUGAGAGUGUGUAACGAGGAGGGUUGAAAAGGGUUUAAAAAGGUUCAUUUACUCUUCUGUUCUGUGAGCCAGUGACUGAAUUUGUUUUCCUCAUCUAUGAAUCCCAAAGACUGGAACCAGAGGGCUCAGAAUCACACGUCUGCUACUACAAAUCUUAAUAACUACUGCAAUGGUACUUGAAGUUAAAUUUAUUUUGGCAUAGAACUAUUAAUAAACCCUUUACAUCUUCUGAAGAGACAAAUGUAUAACCAGUGAGUAUUCUAAACUGUACUACAAAUAAUAAGCCACAGUGAAGAGAGAUUGCUGAAGUUUUUGUUUCCAGACUAUCUAUGCAAAUGACUACUUAACUGUGUAUGAUUGUGAGUUCAAAUGAAGUCGUCCAUUGCAAAAUAUGGACAGUUCAACAGUUCAAGUUAAUGUGUUGUAAAUAUAUAGUGAAGUGUUGGUUGUGGAUGAAACUGAAGUCAUUGCCAACAUUGUUCAAUAAAUCGAAUUUUAUUAACUGUGA